AUGGCUCAAACGUUGGACUGUUCUAAAGCUGUCGAAUACCUUUCGACCUACUCGGAGAAGGAUGGACUCUCUGUCCACGAUUUGAUGGACAACAAGCUCCACGGUGGGCUCACCUACAACGAUUUCCUUGUCUUGCCUGGUAAGAUUGACUUCCCUGCCAGCGCCGUGGACCUGGAGACCAAGUUGACCAAGAAAAUCACUUUGAAGACUCCUUUCGUUUCUUCUCCGAUGGAUACCGUUACUGAGUCCAACAUGGCCAUUCACAUGGCCCUUUUGGGAGGUAUUGGUAUCAUUCACCACAACUGCAGUGCUGAAGAACAAGCAGAAAUGGUGAGAAAGGUCAAGAAGUACGAGAACGGGUUCAUCAACGACCCUAUUGCCAUCUCCCCUUCUACCACGGUUGAGACAGUCAAGUCCAUGGGCCAGCAAUUCGGCUUCACUUCUUUCCCAGUGACCGAAACCGGUAAAGUUGGAGGAAAACUUGUUGGUAUCAUCACCUCCAGAGAUGUCCAAUUCCACGAGAACGACGCCAGCCCUGUUUCGGAGAUCAUGACCACAGACUUGAUCACCGCCAAGGCUGGAAUCUCGUUGGCCGAAGGAAACGAGAUCUUGAGAAAGUCCAAGAAGGGUAAGCUCCCAAUUGUCGACAGCGAGGGAAACCUGGUGUCGAUGCUUUCCAGAACCGACUUGCAGAAGAACCAGGACUAUCCUCACGCCUCCAAGUCUUUCCAAAGCAAACAGCUGCUCUGUGGUGCCGCCAUCGGUACCUUGGACAGUGACAAGGUGAGACUUGCCAAGCUGGUCGAGGCUGGCUUGGACGUCGUUGUCUUGGACUCUUCUCAAGGUAACUCUAUUUUCCAGCUGAACAUGAUCAAAUGGAUCAAGCAGACUUUCCCAGACUUGCAAGUCAUUGCCGGUAACGUUGUCACCAGAGAACAGGCUGCUCAACUGAUUGAGGCUGGUGCAGACGGUCUGAGAAUUGGUAUGGGUUCUGGUUCCAUUUGUAUCACCCAAGAGGUUAUGGCCUGUGGUAGACCACAAGGUACUGCCGUCUACAAGGUGACCCAGUUUGCUAACCAGUUUGGCGUGCCAUGUAUUGCUGACGGAGGUGUUUCCAACAUCGGCCACAUUACCAAGGCUCUUGCUUUGGGAGCAUCCUGUGUCAUGAUGGGAAGCAUGCUUGCCGGAACCUCUGAGUCUCCUGGUGAAUACUUCUACAGAGACGGAAAGAGGCUGAAGACGUACAGAGGCAUGGGGUCGAUCGACGCCAUGCAACAGACUGCUACCAACGCCAAUGCAUCCACUUCGAGAUACUUUAGUGAGGGCGACAAAGUUCUUGUCGCGCAGGGUGUCAGUGGAUCCGUCUUGGACAAGGGAUCUAUCACCAAGUUUAUUCCGUACCUGUACAACGGACUGCAGCACUCUUGUCAGGAUAUUGGUGUUAAAAGUAUCGUUGCCCUGAGAGAGGAGACCAUCAAGGGCAACGUCAGAUUCGAGAUCAGAACUGCCUCUGCCCAGAUGGAAGGUGGCGUCCAUGGACUGUACUCGUUUGAGAAGAGGCUGCACAACUAG
Molecule: messenger RNA, 1572 nt
Organism: Ogataea angusta
Lineage: Eukaryota; Fungi; Ascomycota; Pichiomycetes; Pichiales; Pichiaceae
Exons: 2
Coding region: 1-1572 (523 amino acids)
Biological process (GO): GTP biosynthetic process
Cellular component (GO): cytoplasm
Molecular function (GO): IMP dehydrogenase activity
Source: RefSeq, a predicted model, not a curated record